GCUUCGUACGUACAAAUGUUACUCUCAAAGGAGCUAGAAAUAACGCGUUCGCGAGCAAACCCGUGUAAGCAAUUAGUUUUAAUCAAUCAGUACAAGGCAAACAUUGCCGAAUGUUACGUUACCAUUCAGUUCAACGGUAACAGCGUACCGAAUAUGCUGGCUCGUUUAAUUAUAACAAAUUUAUUUCUUCACAUUGCAUUCUGUAAAGAAUGUUAUUGGAAUUCUUGUCCUUACGUGCUUUUUGGCGGGAAAACCCUUUACGACGAUGUACGAGGUGAUAUUAGAGACAUUACGGAUUUGAAAGGAUGCGUACCGACCAGCGUUUGGAUACUCGCCAGGCAUGGGACCAGGAACCCGAGCUCCUACGAUGUCCGUCAUAUGAUGGAAACUGCUAAAUUAAAAGAAGAGAUAUUAAAUUGUUAUUAUAAAGGUCGAGGACAAAUGUGUGCUGAAGAUAUCAGUAAUCUCUACAAUUGGAAAUGGAAUGAAACUAUGAGUUCAGAACCUGAUUGUCUGGUAAAUAAAGGAUACAACGAGCUCAGGCAACUCGGAAACAGGAUCAAGGAGAAAUUCACAAAUCUUCUAGAAAACGUGAAACACUACCAAAUCAGGCCAACAAACCAACAGAGAACAAUUGAGAGUGCCAAAGCGUUUACACAGGGUCUCAAGAAUUUUACGUUCAACAUCACUGAUCCCGUAGAAAAAGACGUGAUUUUAACUCCUUAUAAAUAUUGUUCCAAAUACCUGAAAGAAGUAUGGGAUGGGACUCGAACUCAGAUGGAGAUGAACCGCUACUAUGAGACCGAAGAAUUCAAACAAUUACAGACAAACAUGAAAACUCGCACGAAUCUUACUGAACUAUCAAUAAACAAUAUAAUAAGUUUAUACGACCUGUGUAGAUUCUAUCGAGGGUACUCCGAGUCUAACAUGUCACCAUGGUGCGCCUUGUUCACGAAUGACGAAUUACCGCUGCUUGAAUACUCUAAAGACUUACAACAUUAUUACAGAAAUGGCUACGGCAAUGCAAUAAAUCCUAAACUUGGUGAAUUGGUACUAAAAGACUUAUAUCAGAGUUUCAAUAAUACUAUUCAAACUAACGAUAGGAGUUUCACUGCGUACUUCUCACACGACAGCCUGAUCGAAAUGGUUUAUAGCGCUCUGGGACUAUUCCAAGAUCAUCCACGAUUAACUGGCUCCGUAAGAGUAAAAGAUAGGAAGUGGAGGACCAGCUUGCACACGCCAUUUGCAGCUAAUAUAAUCGUUGUUCUUAAUAGAUGCAGUACAGAAACAGAAGCCCUCGUUAACCAGAAAUAUAGAGUGCAGUUCUUCAUAAACGAAAUUGAGUUCCAACUCUGUGACAACAAGACGUGCGAUUGGAAAUCCUUUGAAAACAAAUUGAAGCCCUUCCUUAAUAGCAGUUUGGAUUUCUGUGGAACUACUUAGUGAUAAAGAGGGAUAAAAGGAGAGAGAGGGGACCCUCCUUGCUGCAUUUCUCUUCUCUUUGCUGUUUCUGACAGGAUCCAUUAUUAAAUCAAAUAUAUGUAAUAGCAAAUCUUGAACUGCUUUUAAUAAUUCUUUUCGUAAACUAUAGAAUUUGCUCCCACGUUGGUGCCAUAUUUAUAUGAAUUAAAAAUUUAAUUUUACGCAGAAGUUUUUUUUAAUGUUUUAUAUGUUUUUUUUUAUACAAUUUAGAAUGGCAAACAAGCUGACGGCCCACCUAAUGGAAAGUGGUAACCGUCGCCUAAAGACAUGAGCAGUAACAUGGACGUAACA
This is a messenger RNA of Galleria mellonella (greater wax moth), 1773 nucleotides long. Its product is annotated as multiple inositol polyphosphate phosphatase 1-like. Bases 16 to 1443 code for a protein of 475 amino acids. The record is from RefSeq and is a predicted model, not a curated record. Gene Ontology annotation, molecular function: inositol phosphate phosphatase activity; acid phosphatase activity. NCBI's taxonomy places the organism in Eukaryota, Metazoa, Arthropoda, Insecta, Lepidoptera, Pyralidae. The transcript has 7 exons.